Molecule: messenger RNA, 486 nt
Organism: Dentiscutata erythropus
Lineage: Eukaryota; Fungi; Glomeromycota; Glomeromycetes; Diversisporales; Gigasporaceae
Source: the annotation of a GenBank genome assembly
AUGAAGAAACAUGCCCAUUCAAACGUUUCGUUUAUAAAUUAUAAUGCUAAAGACCAGAAUUUAGAUUGUCAUAUUCAAGGAUUUUUUCAUUUAAAAAAACAAAUAAGAAUUGAUAAAUAUAAAUUGGUUGAUAAUAAUCAAUUAAAAAAAGGAAAAUUUGGAAUUAAAGAAUUAUUACAAAUUGAUAAGAUUCAUUUUGAUCUGGUUGCUAGUGAUAAAGAUUCAAUUCUUUAUUGUAAAAAGAAACACAACAAAUAUUCAAUUCACAAUCAUAUAAUAAUUAAACAUGAGAACUAUCUACAUCUUUCAAAAAAAGAAUUUUCAAAAAAUACAAUUACAGAUUCUAGAAAAAAUCAUCUAGCAAUUUGUCGAUAUAGUUAUGAUGAUUUGAAUGAUUUUUUAAAUAUGCUUGGUGUAACUUGGAAUAUUGUUCUCAGAGGACAUUGGCUCAUUAUGAUGAAAAUUCAGGUCUAUUCGAUUACUUAG